AUGGAGACCAGACCGGGAGGACAGCCGCCAGCCAGGAAAAUGGCGACUCCUACAGUGACCCAGAUGAACGCCGAGUUUGUCACUCAGUUGGCAAAAACAUAUUGGGCUCCUCAUUCAAAGAACAAGCUACCAUUUGAUCCUAAGGCGAUAGAAGAUAUUUACUCCAAAGAAAUUGUGAAGUCAAAGUUUGCAAUAAAGAAGAUAAUGCUGUUGGAGUUCAGCCAGUACCUUGAGAACUACUUGUGGGUGAAUUACUCAGCAGAGGUGUCUAGUAAAGCCUAUGUGAUGUCUAUUUGCUGUAUGGUGAAUGAAAAGUUCCGUGAAAAACGUUCCUGCUUGGGAGACUUUCAAGAAGAAGCCAGAACACUUCCCCUUCUUCUUCAAGAGUAUAAUGGAGGCAUCAGUGGCUGAAGAAUCAAAAAGUGAUUACACAUUACAAGAGCGCACAAUUCUUCUCCUUUUUCUGGAUCACUGCUUCAACAGCCUAGAGGUUGACCUAAUUCGUGGACAAAUUCAGCAGCUCAUAUCAUUGCCCAUGUGGUCCUGUCUGCAGCCGGCUCGUCUGGAGCAGGAACUAAAAAAGACCCAAAAGUUGAGGAAGUUCUGGAACCUCAUUAGGAAGAAUGAUGACAAGAUGGACCUGAAGGCACAAGAUAUGGCCAAGCAGGAAAGAAUAUUUCUGUGGAAGCUUAUUCAGAAGUUCUUGUCUGUGCUUGGAUCAAUUCAAGCAACAGGUCCUGCUUGUUUGGAAAAAAUCCACUAUUGUGAACGCUUUAUAGAACUUAUGAUUGAUUUAGAGGCUUUACUUCCCACUCGCCGGUGGUUCAACACAGUGCUCGAUGACUCUCACCUCGUUGUACACUGCUAUUUAUGCAGUCUCUGCAAAACAGAGCAAGAAGGACAUUUGUUUUCUCAGCUUCUAGACAUGUUAAAGUUCUACGCUGGCUUUGAAAUUAAUGACCAGACUGGUAAUGCACUGACAGAAAAUGAAAUGACCACCAUUCACUAUGACCGAAUCACUUCUCUACAGAGAGCAGCAUUUGCACACUUUCCAGAACUUCUUAACUUUGCACUUUCCAAUGUGGCAGCUGUGGAUACACGGGAAUCCCUUGUGAAGUUCUUUGGACCACUGGGUUCCAAUACUCUCCACCAGGUGGCAUCAUAUCUCUGCUUAUUGCCAGCUCUCUCUGAAGGAGAGGAGACCAAAUAUGACAACGAGUUUCUCUUAGAGCUCCUGGUGUCCCGACAUGAGCGUCGUAUUUCUCAGAUCCAGCAGCUGAACCAGAUGCCCUUGUAUCCCACAGAGAAGAUCAUAUGGGAUGAGAACAUAGUACCCACAGAGUACUAUUCUGGGGAAGGGUGCCUGGCUCUGCCGAAGCUCAACCUGCAGUUUCUCACCCUCCAUGAUUACCUUCUUCGCAACUUCAACCUUUUCCGCCUGGAGUCUACAUAUGAGAUUCGUCAGGACAUUGAGGAUGUUGUGUGCCGCAUGAAGCCAUGGCAAUCUGAAUCUGGUGGUGUUGUUUUUGGUGGCUGGGCACGCAUGGCUCAACCUAUAGUGGCUUUCUCGGUUGUGGAAGUUGCCAAGCCAAAUAUUGGUGAAAACUGGCCGACACGAGUAAGAGCUGACGUUACCAUCAACCUGAAUGUCAGAAACCAGAUUAAAGACGAAUGGGAAGGUCUCCGCAAACAUGAUGUGUGCUUCUUGAUCACCCUGCGACCCAUCUUACUAUAUGGAACAAAGAUUGAUCGGAGACAGUCUAUUGUGGAACAGACUGGGCUCAUGUAUGUACGAGGAUGUGAGAUUCAAGGCAUGCUGGAUGAGAAGGGGCGAGUCAUUGAAGAAGGGCCUGAACCAAAGCCUAAACUCAAAGGAGAUUCAAGAACCUUCCGAGUGUUUCUAGAUCCCAAUCAGUAUCAGCAAGACAUGACAAACACUAUUCAGAAUGGAGCUGAAGAUGUGUAUGAAACAUUCAACCUGAUCAUGAGGAGGAAACCUAAAGAAAAUAACUUCAAGGCAGUAUUGGAGACAAUCCGAAAACUGAUGAAUACAGAUUGUGUAGUGCCCGAUUGGCUACAUGACAUUAUCUUAGGAUAUGGAGAUCCAGGAAGUGCACAUUACUCAAAGAUGCCCAAUCAGAUUCCAACAUUGGAUUUUAAUGACACUUUUUUGAGUCUGGACCAUCUGAAGGCCUGUUUCCCAGGGUACCAGGUGAAAGUGACUGUGGAAGAUCCAUCUUUGCACAAAGCCCCAUUCAGGAUUACAUUUCCUGUUUAUGGUGGAAAGGGAAAGAAGAAAAAGAAGACAGUGAUGAUGAAACUGUACAAGAAGAGCCACCCACAUUAAUUGUGGAACCUCAUGUCAUCCCUAACCGUGGUCCAUACCCAUACAACCAGCCUAAACGGAAUACCAUCCAGUUCACUGCAACACAAACAGAAGCUAUUCGUGCGGGAAAUGCAACCUGGCCUGACCAUGGUUGUUGGUCCCCCUGGCACAGGCAAAACAGAUGUGGCCGUGCAGAUAAUUUCCAAUCUUUACCACAAUUUUCCAGAGCAGAGGACCCUUAUAGUCACUCAUUCUAACCAGGCCCUAAACCAGCUGUUUGAGAAGAUUAUGGCCCUAGAUAUUGACGAGAGGCACCUCCUGCGUCUGGGCCACGGUGAGGAGGAGCUGGAGACUGAGAAGGAUUUUAGCAGGUAUGGAAGAGUAAAUUAUGUGUUAGCACGGCGGCUGGAGUUGCUUAAGGAAGUUGGGCGUCUGCAGGAGAGUUUGGGGGUUCCUGGAGAUGUGUCUUAUACCUGUGAGACGGCCGGCCAUUUCUUUUUGUAUCAGAUAAUGUCACGGUGGGAGGCCUAUCUGAGCAAAGUGAAAAGCAAAUCUGCUCAAACUCCUGACACGAAUGAUAUCGCCAAGGUAUUCCCUUUCCACCAGUACUUCUCCAAUGCCCCUCAGCCUAUCUUCAAAGGCCGAACCUAUGUGGAAGAUAUGGAAAUUGCAGAAGGAUGUUUCCGUCACAUCAAGAAAAUAUUUACUCAGCUAGAAGAAUUUCGAGCUUUUGAAUUGUUGCGUAGUGGAUUGGAUCGCUCAAAAUACCUUCUUGUGAAGGAAGCCAAGAUCAUCGCCAUGACUUGCACCCAUGCAGCUCUAAAGCGCCAUGACCUAGUGGAUCUAGGAUUCAAGUACGAUAACAUCCUGAUGGAAGAAGCUGCUCAGAUUCUUGAAAUUGAGACCUUCAUCCCCCUCCUCCUGCAGAAUCCAGAGGAUGGCUUUAGUCGGUUGAAACGUUGGAUCAUGAUUGGAGACCACCACCAGCUGCCACCUGUCAUUAAGAAUAUGGCCUUUCAGAAAUACUCCAACAUGGAGCAGUCACUCUUUACUAGGUUUGUGCGGCUAGGAGUGCCAACUGUUGACCUUGAUGCCCAAGGAAGAGCCAGAGCCAGCUUGUGCAAUCUGUAUAAUUGGCGCUAUAAGAGUCUGGGGAAUCUGCCUCACGUGCAGUUGAUGCCAGAGUUUAGAACUGCCAACGCUGGCUUGCUUUAUGACUUCCAGCUUAUAAAUGUAGAUGAUUUUAAUGGAAUCGGAGAGUCUGAACCCAACCCAUACUUUUACCAGAAUCUGGCUGAAGCAGAGUAUGCAGUAGCUUUGUUUAUGUAUAUGCGUCUGCUUGGAUAUCCUGCCAAUCGGAUCAGUAUCCUAACCACAUACAAUGGACAAAAGCACUUAAUCCGUGACAUCAUCAACCAGCGCUGCGGCAACAACCAUGUUAUAGGACAGCCAAGUAAGGUCACAACCGUGGAUCGGUUCCAGGGACAACAGAAUGACUAUAUCAUCCUGUCACUUGUCAGAACCAAAGCUGUGGGUCACCUGAGGGACGUCAGGCGCUUAGUGGUAGCAAUGUCUAGAGCCCGACUUGGUCUGUACAUAUUCGCUCGAGUCUCCCUCUUCCAGAACUGCUUUGAAUUGACCCCUGCAUUCAGUCAGCUUACUGCUCGUCCACUGCGGCUGCACAUUUUACCUAGUGAAACCUUCCCAACACAGAGGAUGAAUGGUGUGAUGCCACCUUACCCAGCCCAGGCUAUCAAAAACAUGCCAGAGAUGGCUAUGUUUGUGUAUGAUAUGUAUAUGCACAUGAUGCGCACCAGUCAGCAGUACCAGUACCGCCAGGGUCUUUUGCCCCCACCCACUGCCACAAAGGGAAACAACUUUGCAGCAUCUCAUGAAGAGGAGAUGGAAGUGGAUGAGCAAAUGCCACAAGGAACUGAUGGAGGGGAGAUGGUGACACAAGCAAAUGCAACAGAAUUGCCCACUGAUACUGUGAACAGAGUAGGGGCUGGAUCAGGUAGACUUUCUGCUGAGGCUGAUAAGAUUGAGAGAGAUGAUUCCAAGAAAGAACAAGAAGUACAGAAAACAGAUGUGGAGUCCAAACACAACAUAGAAGAGAAAAAGGUAUUUUGCCCUGUAAAUAUAACUAAGACAGGAUCUGUGGAUGGGGAGCCAGUGCCCCAAACAGAGCUGAAGUCUAUGGAAACUGAAGGAGCAACUGCCCAAAUGGACAGCAGUAAUGGCGACCCUGCAGAGGAGGAUGUGGAACAUCAGAGGAUGCCGGACCAUCCUGGUAGAGACAGUGACAGUGAAUACAGUGAGAAUGAGGGGCCAGAGGACUAA
Molecule: messenger RNA, 4666 nt
Organism: Staurois parvus
Lineage: Eukaryota; Metazoa; Chordata; Amphibia; Anura; Ranidae
Source: the annotation of a GenBank genome assembly